UCUGCAUCUGCCAGACCCUUAAACGCCGAGUCAAACUGAAGGAGGAGAAGUAGAUUGAACAGAGAUAGUGAGUGAAAUCAAUCACAAUGCCGAUCGCGUCGAGCUCCCCAUCAUCUUCAGCUCAUGCCGCCUCGAUCUUCCGGCGGCCGCGAUCCCUUUAUCUCCCGGCGACGGCUCUGCCGCGAUCUUUUUUACCUCCGCCGCCGCCGCCGGGGAUCAAGAGAUCCCUCUCAUACAAGCCCACGCUGACCGCCGAUUUAUCUCCGGAGGCCAUGGUAGCCGCUGGGAAGAUUGGGGUAAGAAUCCGCGUCAAGGCGCCGGUCAAGGUCUGCCACGUUGCGAAGGCACCGGGGGUUGAAUUGCAAGGGAUGGAGGGGGUGAUCAAGCAGUAUGUUGGUUUGUACAAGGGCAAACGUAUAUCUGCCACUCUCCCCUUCAAGAUCGAGUUCAUAUGGCCUGUCCAUGGGCACGAGAAGCCGAUCAAGUUCUUCGCGCAUCUUAGGGAAGACGAAUUCGAGUUCUUGUAAGUUUUCUUCUCUUCCCGAUUAAGAAAUAGUUAUUGCCGCAUGGUGCGAUCUAGGAACUGCGAGGAAACCCUAGAUGUAAUUAACCGAUUGCAUUGUUUGAAAUGUAACUUGCAUUGGCUUCCAUUGUUUGAACAAUUCUUUUAUUUACACUAACAGAUAUAUUUGGUUUGAUUGUUAUCAUUGUGAUCUCGACCGAGGUUUCUGGAUGGAAGAUGAGAUGA
This is a messenger RNA of Phalaenopsis equestris, 748 nucleotides long. Its product is annotated as ferredoxin-thioredoxin reductase, variable chain-like. NCBI's taxonomy places the organism in Eukaryota, Viridiplantae, Streptophyta, Magnoliopsida, Asparagales, Orchidaceae. The transcript has a single exon. The record is from RefSeq and is a predicted model, not a curated record. Gene Ontology annotation, biological process: photosynthesis. The coding region runs from base 87 to 527 and encodes 146 amino acids.